UCUUUUCCUUUCAGUCUCAAAAAAACUAGUAGUUAAUAAGAGAGAGAGGGAGAGAGAGGGAGGAGAGAGAGAAAGAGGGGGAAAACGGGUUGGUUUUUGUCUUAAAUGUGGAUUGUGUAGCAGAGUGACGGUGCAGUUACCAUGGCGGCUUUGCAGAGCUCUAAUUCUGUGUCAUUAUUACUUGGAACAACGAAAGAAAGCUAAGUCAAGCAACCAACUUCUCUUACUAUUUUACCCUAAAAAUAAUCAAAAUUUUUCAUCAAAAAGCUGCAAAUAACCACUCCCAGAGCGUCAGAAUCAGACAAAAUCAGAAAUGGCAGGGUGGUUCUACUUAGGAGGAAGAGAAGGACAAAGCAGUAAACAGGAAGAAGAAGAAGAAAAAGAAGAAAGCCUUCAUUUGUACAGAUCAAACGAGGAGAUCUACAACAAAGGAUUUGAAAUAUGGCCACAGUAUCAUCAGCAACAACAAAAUAUGAACAAUUAUGUCUCGUUUGGAGUGGGUCCUAGUCGAAGAAAUUUCAUCAACGAUGACUCAUCAAGAUCGGGUUUUACUGUGACAAGACAAAGCGGAGGAGUAGGAGUAGGAGGAAUGAACUGCCAAGACUGUGGUAACCAAGCGAAGAAAGACUGUGUUCAUUUGAGAUGCAGAACUUGCUGUAAGAGCCGAGGGUUUCAGUGCCAAACUCACGUCAAGAGUACUUGGGUUCCUGCUGCUAGAAGGCGAGAGAGGCAGCACCAGCUAUCAGCUUUGCAACGGCAACACCAGCAGCAGCAACAACAACAACAAAAUAAUCAACAAGAAGAACAACUACAGUUUCUAGGAGAGAAUCCGAAAAGGCAGAGAGAGAAUCAAGGUGAUACUCCCUCUCUUGCCUGCACCACUACUCUUUUACCCAUUACUACGGCAGGGUUGGAACUUAGUCAAUUUCCGUCUGAAGUUAAUUCUCCAGCAGUCUUCCGUUGUGUUAGAGUAAGCGCAGUGGAGGAUUCAGAUGAGCAGUACGCGUAUCAAACGGCUGUUAACAUUGGAGGGCAUCUUUUCAAGGGAAUUCUCUACGAUCAAGGCCCUGAAAAUCGUUAUGCCACUGGAGGUGAGAGCUCUCAACAAUUGAAUCUUAUCACGGCAGCCCCUACAAUGACUACCACGGCAACAACACCCACCACAACCAACCCUUCUGCUGCUAUUGAUCCAUCAUUUUACCCACCUCCACUCAAUGCUUUCAUGGCUGGUACGCAAUUCUUUCCACCCCCAAGGUCUUAAUAGGAGGACUAGCUGCUUCUACUUGAGCUUUUAAAGAAGCUUCAUUAGUCAUGCACCAAAUCUAAAUUGUUGUUUUAUGUGGUUCUAGUAGAUCUUUAACACCCAAUGAGGUAUAAAGCACAUAUAUGAAAAAGCUAGGGAGAAUGCAUAUGAUAUGGGGAUGUUGUUUUUUGUUCGAAUUUCAAUUGUGAUUUUCUGGGUUACAUUUUUAUAUUAUCGAUGACACAAUAUUGGCUCGUA
Molecule: messenger RNA, 1501 nt
Organism: Mangifera indica (mango)
Lineage: Eukaryota; Viridiplantae; Streptophyta; Magnoliopsida; Sapindales; Anacardiaceae
Product: protein SHI RELATED SEQUENCE 5-like
Exons: 3
Coding region: 314-1261 (315 amino acids)
Biological process (GO): positive regulation of DNA-templated transcription
Cellular component (GO): nucleus
Molecular function (GO): DNA binding; DNA-binding transcription factor activity
Source: RefSeq, a predicted model, not a curated record